Messenger RNA from Arachis stenosperma, 4051 nucleotides. RefSeq names its product pentatricopeptide repeat-containing protein At1g12620-like. The transcript has 4 exons. Gene Ontology annotation, molecular function: protein binding. The record is from RefSeq and is a predicted model, not a curated record. The coding region runs from base 39 to 1703 and encodes 554 amino acids. Lineage: Eukaryota; Viridiplantae; Streptophyta; Magnoliopsida; Fabales; Fabaceae.
UUCAAAAUUCAGAAUUCAGAAUUCAGAAGGAAUCAACAAUGUUGUAUGCAACAAGGUUUAGGUAUUCUGUUCGUCAAAUCCCUAAUUUUGUUACACUCUCUACUCUCCCUCUUUCGUGUUCCUGUUCAUGGACAAGCCUUCACUUUCAUUCCGAGCCUCCAUCCCUUCGUGAAGUUGACGAUGCUGUUGAUUCCUUCACUCGCAUGCUCAGUAUGCGUCGCCCUCCAUCCAUCAUCCAAUUCACCAAGAUUUUGGGAUCUCUUGCCAAGACCAACCAUUUCCCCACCGCCAUUUCCCUUUUUCAGCAAUUGCAAGCCAGGGGAAUCGCUCCCAAUUUAUUUACUUUGAAUAUCCUAAUCAAUUGUUGCUGCGGCAUGGGUCGGAUCACUCUCGCUCUCUCUGUGUUGGCCAAGAUUUUCAGGAUGGAUUAUCAACCUGAUAUCAUAACAUUGAAUACACUCAUUAAAGGUCUCUGUCUCAGUGGUAAGGUUGGAAAAGCACUACACUUUCAUGACACAAUGCUGGCUCAAGGAUUUCAGUUUAAUGAAGUCACCUAUGGGACGUUGAUUAAUGGGCUCUGUAAGACCGGACAAACAUCAGCUGCUAUUCAAGUGUUGAGAAAGAUCCCACGGCAUGGGAUUGUUCCUAAUGUCAUCAUGUACAGCGCAAUUAUUGAUAGCUUGUGCAAGGAUACACUUGUAAGUGAUGCUUUCCAUUUAUUCUCUGAAAUGCUUGCUAAGGGAAUUUCUCCCAAUGUUAUCACUUACACUUCUCUGAUUUAUGGAUUGUGCCUUGCUGGUCAACUUAAGGAAGCCAUUUAUAUACUAAAUCAUAUGAUGCGGGAAAACACUAAUCCAAAUGUUUGUACCUAUAGUACUUUGAUUGAUGGGUUUUGCAAGGAAGGAAAUAUCAAAGAUGCUAAGAGUGUGUUGGCUGUAAUGACAAAAGAUUGUGUGAAACCAGAUGUGGUUACUUAUAAUAGCUUAAUAGAUGGCUAUUGUUUGGUUAAUGAGGUAAAUAAGGCAAAAUUUGUAUUCAACACAAUGGCCCAAAGAGGAGUGUCACUUGAUGUUCAAAGUUAUAAUAUCUUGAUUAAUGGUUUUUGCAAAAAUAGAAUGGUCGAUGACGCCUUGAAUCUUCUUGAAGAAAUGCGUUGCAAGAACUUGGUUCCAAAUACUAUAACAUUUAGUAUUCUUAUUGAUGGCUUAUGCAAAUCAGGGAGAAUAUCUUGUGCUUCCAAGCUUCUUGUUGAGAUGCAUGAUAAAGGGCAACUUGCUGAUAUAAUCACAUACAAUUCCUUUCUUGAUGCUUUAUGCAAAAACCAUCAUGUUGACAAAGCACUUGUUUUAUUCAACAUGAUUAAAGAUCAAGGCAUUCGCCCAGAUAUAUGUAUGUACAACAUACUUAUAGAUGGUUUGUGCAAAAGUGGAAGAUUAAAAAAUGCAAGAGAGAUUUUUCAAGAUCUUUCUAUUGAAGGCUAUCGUCCAGAUGUGAGGACAUACACUAUUAUGAUCAAUGGGCUUUGUAAAGAGGGCCUGCUUCACGAAGCAUUGGCGUUCUUGUCAAAAAUGGAAGACAAUGGUUGCUUACCAAAUGCUGUGACUUAUGAAAUAAUCAUUCGUGCUCUGUUUGAAAAAGGUGAAAAUGAUAACGCGGAGAAACUUCUUCGUGAAAUGAUAUCUAGAGGCCUAUUGCAAGGAUAAAAGUAGGUGAGAUUGUUCUUGUUAGACAUCAUAAAAUGUUGUUUGUAUCUCUUUCUUUUUAACUUGUGUUUUGUUACCUUCUUCCUAAUCAUCUAUCCAUUCCAUAUUAUUGAUGCUUCUGUUCCUUUCUCUACAUGAUGGUGAUUCUUUGUUGUGUUUAGCCACACUUGGAUAUUUUCAGUCAUUGCUUAUUUUAUGGCUUUUUGUGUCAAGGUGGUUGUCACAUGUGUCUUGUGGGGAUAUAUUGUUAUUUCCUUUUUUAUUAUAUUUGUGCUUUGAUGUUAAGUUAUUCCUAACUAAGUUUGUUUUGAUUUCCUCAUUCAAAGGGAAUCACUUGUUAAGUUUCUCUACACUCUUGUUAUUAUCUUUCAUUCUUUUCAUUUUCCCAUGCAGCAAUAUACUUGCUGAUGUAGCCAUCUAAUGUAUUUUGGAUCAUGUUUCCAAAAUUAUUUUGCAGACAUCUUCUCAUUUUCUGUGUUCAUGCAAUUGCCUUGCCCUAUAAGGCUGUACCUGAGGCAUAUUGUACAAAUGCGAUUAACUUUGACAAAACAAGAUCAUUGAUUUUCUUCUCAUAAUAGAAUAAAUAAAUGUUUGAAGGGGAGCGUUGUUGUAACGGUUGAGUUGUCUCUGUGUGACCUCAAAGGUCACGGGUUCAAGCCGUGGAAACAGCCACUGAUGUAAUUAUCAGGUUAUAGAAUAAAUGAACGUUUCUUUUGAUUCAAGGUCCAAAUAUCCAUGGCUAACAAAAAUCAAGCUUUGAUUGAACUACUAUUUGGCAUAUAUGAGACAGUUUGCUUCCUAAUAUUUAAAGUAUGUGUCCACUUUAUAUGAAGCUUCAUCCAACUUUUUCACAUUCCGGUUAAUCUAUAUUUAUUAUUUUAUUUUGAUCUGAUAACUGCAUCUUAUCAUUUAUAAAUAGAAAUGCGGAAUUAGAGACAAGAGCCUGAAACGCAUGUUUAUCUGAAUUCUAGUUUUUUUUUUCUCUCAAGUAUUUUAUAGUUUCCUGUUAGAUUCUGACAUUUCAAUUUGCUAAUUGGACUUCCCAAAACUAUGUUGUCAUUCAAAUAAAUUGUAACAAGAUUUGGCUGUACCGUUAAACUGCUCGAAUAUUAGAUGCCAGUGAGUGUAAAAUAAUCAUGGCCCUGUUUUCUUUCUUUUAAAUUGUUGCUGUCAUUUAUGAAAAGUUUGUUAUUUUCAAAACAAUAGGUGAUCAUUCUUCUUUCUUUUAAAUUGUUGCUGUCAUUUACGAAAAGUUUGUUAUGGGCUUAACAGCAACAUAAUCAUUUCGUCCCACUAGUAGCUAAAUACAAGUUACUUUGGGUAGAAUAUAAAAAUAGCAAUGCGAGUCACAUUGCAACAAAUACACACCCUUGUGAUUAUUUUCUCAUCCACAUUCUGCUGAGUGCUGAUUGCCUUUUCAGGUCACACAAUACCAUUAGGAUUUUACAAAAUGUGUCCUGUUUCCGUCUCCUUGAUAGCUUGGCAUGGUAAUGAUUGCUUUCUACUGGGCACACUACAAACCAUGUAUUCUACUCUCCAAGAGUUGGUUGAUAUUGCUGCCAAAAGUAAAUCACCAAGAAAUGCUGUCACUAGGGAAGAAUGUGCUGAAAUUGCGAAAGAAAAGAUAUUUCUGCACUAUAUUAGAUAAAUUCAGCACUUUGAGUUCUGAUAUAAUUAUGCAACAUGGCUGGAACAUUUUACGACAUCAUCUUUGGCCAAAACUCAGCUGUUAUAAACCAUGCUUAUCUUUCAUUUGAAUCCAUGGAAAUCAAGGUUACAAAGACAAGCAGUGGCAGAAAGCCAUUGGAUUUUAUUCGGAAGCCAUAAAACUAAGCAGCAACAAUGCAACAUACGACAGUAAUAGGUCCCAAGCUUAUCUAGAACUUGGAAGAAUGUCGAAGUGUAUUUUAGAAGAGGUAGAGCUAGAGAGAUGCUUGGCUAUUAUACCGAUGCAAUUGAUGAUUUUCAACAUGCCUUGGUACUUGAACCAACCAACAAAAUGGCAUCCUCUGCUGCCGAAAGAUUGAGGAAACUAUUCCAGUAGAUAUAUCAUUCUGUCCACUAUAUGUGAUGGCUUUGGUAAGUCGUCGUUGGCUGCCGAAUGCUUCCAGAAACAUGAAGGUUUUGAACCUACUCAUUUCUUGUUAUAGCAUUCAUACAACAUUGUGUUAGGUGGUGUCAGCAAAAUUAUACUUAUUCUUUGUCCUUUAAGGGAAGAAAAGCUAGUAUUGUUCAAGUUCUACAUCACUAGUGUUAUUGCCAAAAGUAAUAUAAGGUCAUUAGGAUUGUAGUGUACAAGUGAUUUGAAGUACAGUGCUCAUGACUAAAGCUUAAUAUUUUGAUUUUGA